AUGCACUGGACAAUGAGGCUGGCCGCGGCAGCCCUGUUUCUGAGUCUCACGCUGGUGGUCACCAGAGACAUGGAGGAAGGCGACUUGUGUUUGUACGAGGCUCUGUCUGACGCCGAUGCUGUCCUCUGCAAGGGCCUUGAAGUUUUCUACCCAGAGCUGGGGAACAUUGGCUGCAUGUUUGUUCCUGACUGCAACAACUACAGACAAAAGAUCACCCACUGGGCUGAGCCCAUAGUCAAGUUCCCUGGGGCCUUGGAGGGCGCAACCUACAUCCUGGUGAUGGUGGAUCCAGAUGCCCCGAGCAGGUCUUCACCCAAAGCUCAAUUCUGGAGACACUGGCUGGUAACAGAUAUAAAGGGCGCUGAUAUAAAGAAAGGGAAGGUCCAGGGCCAGGAGUUGUCACCCUACCAGCCUCCGUCCCCACCAGCAAAAAGUGGCUUUCACCGCUACCAGUUCUUCGUCUAUCUUCAGGAAAGACAGAACAUCUCUCUCCAUUCCAAAGAAAACAAAACUCGAGGCUCUUGGAAAAUGGACAGAUUCCUGAACCGCUUCCACCUGAGCGAACCUGAAGCAAGCACCCAAUUCAUGACCCAAAAUUACCAGGACUCACCCAAUUACCAGACCCCCGGAGCCGGAAACAGUGAGCCGAAGGAUAAACCCAAGUAG
This is a messenger RNA of Neomonachus schauinslandi (Hawaiian monk seal), 666 nucleotides long. RefSeq names its product phosphatidylethanolamine binding protein 4 (gene PEBP4). The transcript is spliced from 6 exons. Bases 1 to 666 code for a protein of 221 amino acids. NCBI's taxonomy places the organism in Eukaryota, Metazoa, Chordata, Mammalia, Carnivora, Phocidae. The record is from RefSeq and is a predicted model, not a curated record.